Molecule: messenger RNA, 4795 nt
Organism: Tripterygium wilfordii
Lineage: Eukaryota; Viridiplantae; Streptophyta; Magnoliopsida; Celastrales; Celastraceae
Product: FIP1[V]-like protein
Exons: 9
Coding region: 132-4211 (1359 amino acids)
Biological process (GO): mRNA processing
Source: RefSeq, a predicted model, not a curated record
UAAGAGAACCUAAGCUCUAGAAUAAAGCCUCAAAAUGCAUUAACACCACCACAAGCACGAGCACCUCUAAACCCUUGCGGACUUCCCUCUUCUGUCUCUCAUCUCGUUCUCAAAGUCAUUCGCUGUCUCUGAUGGAAGACGACGACGAGUUUGGAGAUCUGUACACGGACGUCCUCAAACCUUUCUCCUCAACAUCGUCUUCUGCUGCUCCGCAGGUCCACCUUAUCUCACCCGCACCGCCGGUUUCCCUCCGUCCGAUCGAUCUCAAACAAGAAAACAUCAAGAACAGCGGCAUCAUCAACGAUGGCGGCGACGAAGAGAUCAUGUACGAAGCUGGCCGUCCCAAUUCCAGUACUCAGGUGCAAACUCACCCUCCUGACUCACCGGCCCCCGCUAAAGUCGGCGGUUUCGUGUUGAAUUCGACUGGCGGCGAUGCAGUGCCGGAUAAUUCAGCUGGUGGAACGAGGGUGAGAGAGGACGCGAAGUUACUAAGCAGGAGUGAAUUACUUCCAGCAGAGGAUACGGACAUGGAAUUUGACAUUGAAGAUGGGAUUACCAAUCAGGGGAUUCCGGGGCUAUCAUCCUCUGAUCGCCACGAUGAGCUGAUCAAUCUCGGGAACACGGACGACGCUAGAGAAAAGGAUGAUGUAGAGGGCCGUGGCGGUGAAGAAGAUGACUGGGACAGUGAUAGCGAUGAUGAUUUGCGGAUAUUGUUAAAUGAUGUUAACCAAGGGCCGAUGGGAAUGAACAGUGGAGGGCUAAUAGGCGAUGACGGCGAUGACGAGGACGAUGGUGGGCUGAACAUUGUGGCUGAUGGAGACCCGCCGCAUCAGGUAAUGGCAGAGCAGGAGUGGGGCGAGGAUGCGGCAGCAAAGGUGGCUGAUGGAGAGAAGAAGGAGGGAGGCGAGGCCGGGAAGGAUAGUGCUGCAAAUGCUGUAGUUCCAAAGAUUGGUUAUAGCAAUCAUGGGUAUCAAUAUCCCUUUCAUUCUCAGUUUAAGUAUGUAAGACCUGGUGCAACACCAAUGCCUGGAGCUAGUACUGUUGGUCCUGGAGGAGCACCUGGACAAGUUCGUCCACCUGUAAACAUAGUUCCUGCUGCUGGUAGGGGUAGAGGUGACUGGCGACCAAUGGGAAUGAAAAGCUUUCAUCCAGGUUUUGGAAUGCCAGGCAGGGGCAACAAUAUGGGUCGGGGUUUCGGUGGUGGACUGGAAUUCACACUUCCCUCUCACAAGACCAUAUUUGAUGUUGACAUUGAUACCUUUGAGGAGAAACCAUGGAAAUAUCCGGGUGUUGAUAUAUCAGAUUUCUUCAACUUUGGUUUGAAUGAGGAGAGCUGGAAAGAUUACUGCAAACAGCUGGAGCAACACCGUUUGGAAACUACCAUGCAAAGCAGAAUUCGUGUUUAUGAAAGUGGAAGAGCAGAACAGGACUAUGACCCUGAUCUGCCUCCGGAAUUAGCAGCGGCGGCAGGAAUUCAUGAUGUUACUGCUGACAAUGCAAAUCUUGGGAAGCCAGAUGUUGUGCAAAGUGAUUCAGCAAAAUUACCGGCACGUGUGCGGCCCCCAAUUCCAACUGGAAGAGUGAUACCGGUAGAAGGUGGUUCUGGUGAACGGCUUCCCUCUAUCGACACGCGACCUCCUCGAAUUCGUGAUUCUGAUGCAAUUAUUGAGAUAAUUUUGCAUGACUCUUUAGAAGAUGAGUACUCCAAGGGAAAUGUUGUGGACAGCGACCCAACAAAGGGUGAUCUCAGAGGAAGCCCCACGGAUGAAGAAGAUGAUGCACAGAUGGUCAUGGGAUAUUUUGCUUACGAUAGUCGAAAGAGGAAGCUAGUUAGGAGGACUCCUCCCUAUAUGGAUUCUGUCACUGAUAAAGCACCUGAUAGAGAUGGAGUUGUGUCUUUUCCUUCAGAAGCACCUCUUCCCUAUUCUCCAAGUUCUCGGGGCCAGACUCUUUUGUAUCCUAGUGGGAAGCCUGGUACCCCUGAGGAGAGGAGGACACAAGGAAGAGCUCGUGAAAGAUCCCCUCAGCAGACUCCUAGUGAAAGUACACGCGAUAAUAAGUUCCUUGAUAAUGAUGAGGAGGAAGCGGUUGAAAGCACGGAUGCCAGGCAUGGUUCAAUGUUAGCAUCUCCUGUCACAGUCAGGGAUGAACUGGAGGCGAGUGCUGAGCAUAAAGACAUUGUGCAAGAUGAGAUUGGGCUGGCUGAGGGCAACUCUGGAGUGGAAAAAGACAAACUGAUCUCCUCUCCAAAUAACAUGUCUAGAGAUGGAACUUCACAUCAUGCUAUGAAGAACCAAAAAUUGAGUUCUCAGGUCGAACAACCUAGAGUUGAAGAACCUGAUGAUGCAGAGAACUCAAAGGCUGCAAGAAGCAGUGAGAAUAGCAAAGCAAGAUCAGGCAGUAGCAGAGAUGAUCAGAAGUCACAGGAUGGUGUUGAGGAGGAAGUUAUUCAAGGUCAUUCUACCCGCUCUUUGAGCAUCAAGAGGCACCUUGAUGAAAAUGAAAAGAUUUCCCACAGAAAGGAUCGUGAUAUUAGAUACGAAGUGGAUGAUACAAACCGCGUGGUAAGCAGAGGGAUGGAGGAUUCUUAUGCUUCAAGAGACAUGGAUCCUAGGUUGUCUCAUCGGUUGUAUAUGAAAAAUGAGGGUUUUGAUAGGCGAAAGGAGCGAAACAACCCUGAUGGAGCUUGGCAACGGAGGGAUGAAGAUCCUCAGGCGAGAAAAAAACAUGAAGAUACAAGGAAAAGAGAACAUGGUGAAGAAAUGGGAACCAGGUACAGAGGAAAGGUUCGGGAGAGUGAGAGGGGUGACAAAGAUGAGCAUUUUCAUUCCAAAAAACAGUUGGAUAAUGGAAGCUAUAGAGUUCGUUAUGAGAAGGAUGUUGGAUCAGAGAACAGGGAAAGAGAUGAUUCCUUGAAGAAUAGGUACGAAAUUGUGGAUGAUUACAAUAACAAGAGAAGGAGAGAUGAGGAGCAUUUGAGGAGGGAUUUUGCAGACAAAGAAGAGAUCUUGCACGCACACAGGGAAAGCUCUAGUCGCCGAAAGAGAGAAAAGGAUGAUGUUUUGGAUCCACGGAAGAGAAAUGACCAACAAAGAGUUAGAGAUAAUAUUGAUGAUUACCACUCUGUUAGGCACAAAGAUGAGAUUUGGAUGGAUAGGGAGAGGGGGGAGAAGCAGAGGGAGAGAGAGGAGUGGCACAGGCUUAAACAGUCCCAUGAAGAAAAUCUUCUCAAGAGGGAAAGAGAGGAAGGACGGGCUGCUAUGAGGAGUGGGCGUGGGGCAGAUGACAGAGCAUGGGCCGGCCAUGCCAGGGCAAGGGAUGAAUAUAAAGGUUCUGACAAGGAGAUCCAACUUAAGGACACCUUUCGCCAUGGUGAUUUGAAGAGGGAUGAAAGCUUUUCUCAUCAUAGGGGACGCGACGACGUCUACCUACGCGGAAGUCAGUUUAGUCAUGCAGAAAAAAGAUCUAGACAGGAAAGAUCAAGCUCUCGUAAUGACCGUGGUGUCAGUGCUUCUGAUAACCAAAAGAUGCAUGAGAAGAAGCAAAAAGAGAACGUGAGGAAGAACAAGGAAUCUGAAGCUGGAGAUCACUACACUUCAUCCUCUUCUAAGCGAAAUCAAGAAGACCAGAGCGGUCUUAAUGAGAUGGGAUUCAAAGGCAUGAGUGAACGACGAAAUGGUAGCAGUAAGAUACCAACACAGCAUGGCUCUUCGAGGAAACAUAGGGAAGAUGCAUCCUCAGAUGACGAACAACAGGAUUCUAAAAGAGGCCGUUCUAAAUUGGAACGUUGGACAAGCCAUUUAGAGAGGGACUACAGUAUCAACAGCAAGUCAGCUGCAUCCCAGAAGUUUAAAGACAUGGACAGAAAGAACAGUGAUGGAGCGUCAGAAGCCGGCAAACCAGAAGAUGAACCAAUUAAAACAGUCGAUGCUGUUGACUACCAACACCCAUCGGCUGAAGAGAAUAGUGCUGGGAAUGUGGAGUCUAAGGAUGGAGAUGCAAAACCGAUGGAUGAUCGACACCUUGAUACCGUUGAGAAGUUGAAGAAGCGAAGUGAGAGAUUCAAGCUUCCAAUGCCAAGUGAGAAAGAUGCCCUGGUGAUAAAGAAGAUAGAGAGUGAAGCUCUGCCUACUGCCACAAGUGAAACUCCCACGGAUUCAGAAAUUAAACCGGAGAGGCCAGCUCGGAAGCGAAGGUGGAUCAGUAACUAAGAGUUGAAUAACGGAUGUGCUGCCUUAUGAUUCUGAGAGGCCGUCUGCUUCACCUUAUUCUUUUAAGACAUGGAAUCAUCGGAGAUCUUUGAAUUACAGUAAAAUAUAAUCAUGUAACAAUGCUGCUGCCGUACUUUUUUUUUUUGGUAUUCUGUUGUAUAUACUAGUGAUUGUGACGAUAGAUUGAUAACUUACGGUGGCACAGAAUCACAUUUGUGUCAAAUAGACAAAUACAACAGUAUUGCUCCGAUUUUAGGUUCACUCGCCAGAUCAGUAAAAGCUGCUAGCAGGAUCCGCGACUGUAUGUAAGCAAGUUCUCUGGAGAUUGAGGGAGUAAUCCCCUGAUGGCCCCCCUCCUGUAAUUCUUCGACUUGUGAAGGUGGAAGUGAAGCACAAGAAAUCAAUGGAGAUGGCAGACUUAAUCAAGGUAGAUUUGAACAAUGAUGUUGUAUAUUUACAUUCAUCAUGCAUGUCGAUUAGUUUUUAUCAUUUUAUACUGACGGCAGAAGGCCAGCAUACACAAAUUAGAAGUACUUUUGUAUUUCGAGGAAUUAGCAGAGUUAAAGAAGAUAAGAGAGCAUUGA